CGUGGAAGGAGGCGAGGGCGUCGUCACGGUGGUGUCUGUGGAGGAAGAGAGAGGAAGGAGGCCGCAAAGCUUUUGGCGCCUGGCGACGAACCUGAUUUUACCUUGAAACAGGAAAGUAUUUUAAUCAGAAGAAACAAAUAGUGAACUAAAAAGAACCUAAAUAUGAACCGCAAUAAGGGCAGAUACUUUGAAAAGGCACAUCAGUCCCAGAUGCAUGGUAUCCAUAACUUUCAGCAAAAUUUCAUCCAAACUAUGAAGACAGAUGACAGCUAUGUUGAUGCUUUGGAUCCUGAUAAUCUAUUGCAAUGCCCAUAUGACAAAAAUCAUCAGAUUAGGGCAUGUAGAUAUCCCUACCACCUUGUGAAAUGCCGUAAGAACCAUCCUGAUGUUGUGCAAAAGCUGGUCACGUGCCCAUUUAAUGCUCGUCAUCAUGUUCCCAGAGAAGAGAUCAGCCAACACAUAUCACACUGUGAUGACAAAAGAAGCAUUGAGCAGGACAUCGCACAUGAGCAGACUAACUAUAGAAGAGAAUUUAAUGUCAUACGUUCAUGGCAAUCUCCUCCAUGUGAAGAAGACUGGGACAAAGAUCUGGAAGACUCACCAGGCUCUGCCUUCAUUUGGGGCACCAGCCGUUCUGUAAACAGAUCUGUAUCAAGUACAACACUGGGGUACAAGAACCACCUAGCAUCAUGUCUGCGAGCUCCCAAAUCCUUUCCGAAUAUACUACCAUGGAAGAACAGUGCUGGCAACUGAAGACCGUGACAGGAACUGUCCUUUCCAGUGGCUAUCCAGUCAUCUUUGGGAUCAGUUCUGAGUUAUUACUUAAAGUAGUUGUGAUAAUUCACAGUUUUUAUUUUAGUGUUUUGGGUUUGCUUGUUUCUUCGAACAAGUCAGCAGCUUCCCUUAAGAAAAAAAAUGAAUGAGUUGGACAGAUCUUUUACAAAAAAAAGAUGACAAGUAGGACAAAUUGAUAGUUGACAGAAAAUACUAAAUCCCUUUGAGGCUUCAGGGUACAUACUUUGGUGUGAUGGAGUGGUCAGUAUUACUGUUGGACUUGUUUAACCACUAAAAUCACCAAGCUAUUGUAAUGCACAGUUCUUCCCGCAUUCCUUUGUUCCAUUUGAAUUCUGUCUUGUGCCUUUAAACAAGAUCAGUAAUUGUAUAUUUAGUCAAGUUUUGUUGCCUCCACUACCAAAUCUUUUCACCCAAAUCCUUUUCUUUGUGAUAACAUUUUUUCACAAUUUGUUAUCUGAACAAAAGACUUUCAGAUAGCAUCUGUAAUACUAAUAGAUCAGUGAUCUUGAUAUAUUACUUUCAGAUAGGAAAAAGAUACUGAAACCCUCCCUGAAGUUUCAGUCAUGUACAUUGAGGGCUGGCCAGGGAGUGACAACUGCCAUGUAAGUAGAUCCUGUUUGGUAGAUAAUGUUGAAGAGAGUAACAUCCUUUGUGUAGUCCUUUCCGAUAGCAUUGGCUCUCAUCUCCUGGAAAGCAUAUGAUGAAUUGAACUAUUGGGAUCAGCCUAUGCAUUUGAGAUUUCUUAAAUGUUCUUCCAUGUAGGAGUUAUUCACACAACUUGGAGAACAUUUGAAAGACACCCAAAGUGAGAUGGAAUCAUUUGACAUGUAAUCAAAUAGUUCUAUUUUAUGCAGUCUCUGACCUAUUCCUCUGAUACCUGUGAUCCUUUUUGACACAGUAGGAAGCAAGUUACUCCACCACUGAUAGUGAAGUGAUUAUCUGUGUUCUACAAACAUGUGUAGAGAGAUGGUAUGGGUGAUGAUGAUGAGAGAUGAUAUCUCUCUAGAUGACAUUUUAUUCAGGAAACAGAUUGAAGUGUUGCUCCUUCUACACUGCCAUAUAAAAUGCAGAUUAUCUGCUUUGAAGUGGAUUAUCUGGCAGUGUAGACUAAUAUAAUCUGAUUAAUAAUCUGGAUUAUAUGGCAUUGUAGAAGGGGCCUUAAUGAAGAAGUAAUUCUUCAAUCUGUUCCCUGACUAAAAUGCUGUCAUAACUUGUGACGUGUAGCAAACAUUACUGGUCUUUGCCACAUCCUCUUUCAUGUCAUGUCAGUAUUUAAAUUCUUGUAGAGUUUAACUAACCCAAUGCCCUCCAGCUGUGUUGGACUGCAGUUGCCGUAUGUACUAGCCAGUAUGGUCAGUGGUCAGGAAUUGUGAGAAUUGUCUGGAAGGAUUCGUAAGGGCAACUGGAUGCCUAACCCUCGCCUAGUUGGCAAUGCAUGGUAAUAAUCUAAUAACAAAAAUUAACACAUUGGUGGUGAUUUUGAUUAUUCUCAAUUUAAAAAUGCCCAGACUCCAUUCAUUUCUUUACUGUAUUCAAUAAAAUGUUGGCUAAUGGAGUUUGGUUAGUGAUUGUCACUCUGGCCUAUGUGUCAAUUACAUCGGUAGAAGAGACACACUUCCUUUUUGAAUUAAAAUGAAAAGUUUAUUUGAAGAAUGUUGUGCUUCAUCACGCUUUCUGGUUGUCAAGAUGAACCCCCAAGCACUUACAAUAUGUUUUUUUUAAUACUCUUUGUUAAAUCUUUCUUUGGCCAUUCUUAUUCUAGAUGCUGAAGAAUACUUAGUUGUGUUCUCCCCGCUCCCUUUUUUCUUUCUGUUAAAACCAAGUUAAAUCUUAAACGUAUUAAAAAAAAACAGUUAAUUAAAAUAUAUCUGAAUAAAAAAUUAUAUUGACUGUUUUAUCAUUGAAGUUCAAGAAACACUGUUACAAUGAACAUUUCAGAAAUACUUGCAUCAA
Messenger RNA from Anolis sagrei ordinatus, 2748 nucleotides. Its product is annotated as gametocyte-specific factor 1-like. The record is from RefSeq and is a predicted model, not a curated record. Lineage: Eukaryota; Metazoa; Chordata; Lepidosauria; Squamata; Anolidae.